CCCAUACUGCUCAAAUAUCAGAACUGAACAACUGAACACUGGGGGUGUAUUUCUCCACCCCUCAUGCCCAUCCUUUGCCAUACGCCUCACGCAUGAAGCACAUUUGCGUGCAGGAGGAUGUCCAUCUAUUAGCUAAUCACAAGCGCUCAGACAGUUAUUAGUUAUUCACCAAACAAGGUGCAGAUGUUUCUUAUGGAAAAGAGUGAGAUGGAGAGAAGAACAGAACUGGUAUUGCCGGCACAUCUUCCAAGACACGUCAGGACCAAGCGGGAUACGCCAGCCGCGGCCAGAGAGAGGAGGCACAGGGGGCACAGGUCUGUGAAGGUCCAAGAGGCUCCCAGGAGGAAGGAUAGGGUGAGGAGCGAGAAGACAGGCCACGAGGACACUGCCCGAGACAAACCGGGAGCAUCCAGCAGCACGGUGAUCAAUGUGGACAGCGUGAGAGAGAAGACAAGAGAGGAGGACGAGGAGCUACUGGGUCUGUUGCAGAGCGAUGAAGAUGAAGCUUUAAAGCCACACAGUUUCGGAGUUUGCGAGCUGCUACUCAUAGUCGCCGCUCUGACCGCGGUCAUAUUCUUCUUUCCCGUUUCACUUUGGUUCUGCGUGAAGAUCGUGAGAGAGCAUGAGCGUGCAGUGGUCUUCAGGCUGGGUCACCUGCUGCAGAGGAAGCCCAGGGGAGCAGGUCUGCUUUUUUACCUGCCCAUUUUGGAUGUUUGUCAGAAAGUCGAUAUACGACUGAAAAUGCUGAAGGUUCCCCUUCACACGGUGGUUACGAAGGACCUGGUGUGUACAGAGGUGAGUGCCGUUUGCUACUAUCGCAUCGAGAAUGCGUGCGUGUGCUGCUCCUCCGUGGCGGGGGUUACCGAGGAACUGCAGGCUCUCGUGCAGGUUUCCAUCAGGGAAGUGCUAGCCCAUCACUCCUUCACUCAUAUACUGCAGAACAGGAGCACCCUUGCCCAGGAGAUCCAGGUUGUACUAGAUUCCAUUGCCUGCAGGUGGGGAAUCAAGGUAGAGGCAGCUCAUAUGGAGGACGUGCAACUUCCUCCUGAGCUUCAGCAUAAUUUUGCUGUCGAGGCUGAAGCAAAGAGGCAAGCUCAAAUCAGACUGAUUGCAGCAGAGGGAGAGAAGGCAGCGUGUGAGGUUCUCAGGGCCUCUGUCGAUACUCUCUCAAGCUCCCCUCUGGCUGUCCAACUACGGCUCCUCCAGCUUCUCCACACGCUGCGCUCAGAUCAGCCUGCUGUGCUCCUCAACCUCCCAUCUGACCUCCUCAGCCAACCCCUGCAGCUGUCAACUACAGCCAGCUCCACCAAUCAGAACUGUCCCGUGGAUGAUACCUCACAGGAAACAGCUAAAGAUUCCCCUAUGAUGUAAUAAAGAGUCCCAUUAUGAAAACAAAAUAUGACAAAGUAAUGAAUGAUCCAUUAUGAAUGCAUCAAAUGUGUUGAUCAUUUAUGUCAAAUAAAUGGUGUGAUAAAAAGAAAGAUGUUUAAUUUUUCAGA
Messenger RNA from Electrophorus electricus (electric eel), 1499 nucleotides. RefSeq names its product NPHS2 stomatin family member, podocin (gene nphs2). Lineage: Eukaryota; Metazoa; Chordata; Actinopteri; Gymnotiformes; Gymnotidae. Gene Ontology annotation, cellular component: plasma membrane. The record is from RefSeq and is a predicted model, not a curated record.